AUGAAGCGCAACACAUUCUCUCAACCCAAGCCUACCAAGUCAAAGAAGCUGUCAACUUCUUCUGAUUCAAGCAAAGAUGGCCCGAAGUUUAUUGUAUAUGGCCCAACUAUCCAGAAGUCUGAAGAAAGUACCAGAAUAGACUCGGUGCUGAUCAAGAAAAGAAAACAGGGGACAUGGGACCAGGAAAGAGAGCUGGUAUUAAUGGAGGCCUACAAUCAUUAUUGCCUAUUUGCAGUCUCUCAUAGACAAGUAGAAGAAGCGUGGGAACAAGUAACUGCUGCGGUCAAUGCUGUUUACCUUAACUACAAACAAGCACUUACCAGCAGAAGUGUGCAGAAUAAAAAAGACGUACUCUUUAGCAAGUUCCAGUCCCUUUUUGACCAGCAUUCAAAUAAGAAGUUUUCUGAGGUUAAUAUGGAUAUCCCAACUCAUCUUGGAAGAGCUAUUUAUUCCGCAAUGAAGACAGAAGAAGAUGCCAAGAGCAUCAAAGAGCUCAAAGAUCUUGUGAAGGCCGGAAAGACAAAAGAUAUGAGAUUACUUAAUGAUAAGCUCAUGUCUUUUGCCAAGUACGUCCAGGAAACACCUUCAAAGAACGAGAAAAAAAACACUGAAGUAGAUAAAGUUCCUGAGGUAAAGCCAAUGCCAGCCAAGGGGCAGCAGCAAUUGGUUGAGCUGUUGGAGAAACAGAUGGAGAUCUUGAAAAGACAAGCAGAGACAAAUGAGGGGGUUCUCCUGGUACUGCAAAGCUUGGAGAAGCAUAUUGGAGAGAGUAGCAAGUCUCAGACCAUCAUUGCUGACUCUCUCUCUCUUUGCCAAAAAUCAUAA
Phycomyces blakesleeanus NRRL 1555(-) is the source of this 825-nucleotide messenger RNA. RefSeq lists its product as hypothetical. The record is from RefSeq and is a predicted model, not a curated record. The transcript has 2 exons. The coding region runs from base 1 to 825 and encodes 274 amino acids. Lineage: Eukaryota; Fungi; Mucoromycota; Mucoromycetes; Mucorales; Phycomycetaceae.